Rhizophagus irregularis DAOM 181602=DAOM 197198 is the source of this 725-nucleotide messenger RNA. RefSeq lists its product as uncharacterized. Gene Ontology annotation, biological process: AMP salvage; adenine salvage. The record is from RefSeq and is a predicted model, not a curated record. Gene Ontology annotation, molecular function: adenine phosphoribosyltransferase activity; adenine binding; AMP binding. Lineage: Eukaryota; Fungi; Glomeromycota; Glomeromycetes; Glomerales; Glomeraceae. Gene Ontology annotation, cellular component: cytoplasm.
UCAAUCAAUCAAUAAAAAAAAAUUUUCUUUAUAUAACAAACAAAUAUACUCUUUACCCUUGUUUUUAAUAAAAAUGUCCGAUAUUAAAGACAUUCAAGAUAUUCGUAAUCUUACAAGAACUGUACUAGACUUUCCAAUAAAGGGUAUUCCUUUCCUUGAUAUUUUACCCAUUUUUCAAAAUCCUAAAGCAGUUGAAUUUAUCAUAAAUAAUAUUGUGGAUCAUGUUACUUCAACAAAAGAAAAAAUCGAUGUAGUUGUUGGAUUGGAAGCUCGUGGAUUUUUAUUUGGACCAAUAUUGGCUUUAAGAUUAAAUGCUGCUUUUGUCCCUAUAAGAAAAAAAGGUAAAUUACCUGGAAAAGUUAUUGAUGUUGAAUAUCAAAAGGAGUAUGGACCGGAUAUUUUUGAGAUACAAGAGGAUGCAAUUAAACAAGAUCAAAAUGUUAUUGUUAUAGAUGAUCUUAUGGCAACAGGAGGUACAGCGGUUGCAGCUGGUAAACUUGUUAAUAAACUUGGUGGUAAACUUUUGGAAUAUAUUUUCGUGGUUGAAUUAACAGUAUUUGAUGGAUAUAAAAAAUUAGAUGCACCUUUAUAUUCUGUACUUAAAUAUGAUACUUAAUGAUAUUAUGGUAUAAAUUUAGAGAUGAUAUAAAUAGAUGAUAUAGAUGAUAAAAUUGAUAAAAUGCAAGUCGAUCGUACUACAUAAAUUUUUUUUAAUUUGAAAAAAA